This is a messenger RNA of Stegodyphus dumicola, 1334 nucleotides long. RefSeq names its product bone morphogenetic protein 2-like. The record is from RefSeq and is a predicted model, not a curated record. Gene Ontology annotation, cellular component: extracellular region. Gene Ontology annotation, molecular function: cytokine activity; growth factor activity. Lineage: Eukaryota; Metazoa; Arthropoda; Arachnida; Araneae; Eresidae.
GGAGCGAGCGAAGGCAUGCGCCUCUUCGCUCAGCCAAUCGCAGCGCGAGGCAGAGACCGUCCAAAUACAGUGCGAGGCAGAGCGGGGCUUCCUGGUCUCAGACGGCGCCAAGAGGUGGAAGUGAACGGAGUGGCCGAGUAUUCCUGCGGUAAGUGGGUAAUGGUGGUUCGGACUACUUCUAAUUCCUCUGGACAUCCACAUGAAUUUGGACUCUCCAGUUCUAACGGCCAUGGCAAUCACAGUCAAGAUGCUCUUCAAAGGUUGCUUCGUGUUUUCGGUCUAGACGGACGUUUGCCAGAAACAAAACAUCAACCUCGGCCGCCGAAGUACAUGCUAGAUUUGUACAGAUCCCUCACUGAUGACUCACAGAUGCCUCAAAGUUUCCAACACGGAGCUAAUACCGUCAGAAGUUUCUUCGAUAAAGGUGAUUCAGAUGAAGCUGGACCAUAUCAUUUUAAUUUAUCCAAUACGAUUCCUAGACACGAAGAAGUAAUUGAUGCCGAAUUUCAUCUUUUCAUACAUCGCAACGCACCCAAACUUCAUCAUGGUUCUCAUAUUAUCCAGAUAUUACUAUAUGAUGAUUUAAAAGAUUCACCUGCAAGUCUCUUAGAAGCUCGUCUCAUAAGUGCCCAUACCACAGGAUGGGAAGUAUUUAAAGUAACAACAGCUGUUAAAAAAUGGCUUUCAAGUCCAGGACAUGAUAAAGGUCUUUCAGUUCAAAUCUUGGAUUCUUCUGGGAGAGAAUGGCCAGCUCGAAGAGUUCAUCGAAUGUUAAAUUUCAGACGGCCAAUUCUUAUAGUUUUCAGUCGAGAUUCAAGAACCUCUGCUUCACCCAAACUUCGCAAAGCGACAAACGAAAAUGUAUCCCUUCAGUAUCUUGGUAGGAAUGAAAAUCGAAUACCACAACAGGUUUCUGAAGAAAGUAGCGUAAGAAGUACACGCUCUGCUACUGUAACUGAAAGCGGGCAGUGCACCAGACAAGAAUUACGUGUGGAUUUCGACAGGCUUGGAUGGUCUACGUGGAUUAUAUCACCUGAAUGGUAUGAUGCCUAUGUGUGCACUGGAGCUUGUGCUUUUCCACUUGGUCAGAACCAACGUCCCACCAACCAUGCGACAGUACAAAGUAUAGUACACGAACUCGGACUAGCCGCAGGAGUAGGUGCCCCUUGCUGUGUUCCAACGGAGUUGCAUCCAGUAAAUUUACUUUAUUUCGAUGAACAUUCAAAUGUUGUCCUAAAACAGUAUGACGAUAUGAUAGCAGCUGGAUGCGGAUGUCAAUAAAUUUUACAAUAAAAAUUGUGAAUUAAAUAAAAUUAUCUAUAUUAAAAAAGGUU